UCUCUGUGGUCGUCUCUUCCAGUCUCCCAGUCCAACAGCAGCCUAAAGAAGCACCGAAGUAGGAGCAUUUUUAGCCCUUUCUUUUGCUGCUUCCGCAACUACAAUGACUACCAUGUGGAGCCACCACCCGCCAACAACAAGACACUUUCUCUGCCCCCUCCUCCAGAGGAGAAUGGCAGUCCUCCUAAGCCUCCAGCCAAGUUCCUCCUGCCUGAGGUCAGCAUAGCCGACUAUGGCAAGAACUGUGUGGUGAUCGACCUGGAUGAAACCCUUGUGCAUAGCUCCUUUAAGCCCAUCAGUAAUGCAGACUUUAUCGUCCCGGUGGAGAUCGACGGCACUGUUCAUCAGGUGUACGUUUUGAAGAGGCCUCAUGUGGACGAAUUCCUCCAGAAAAUGGGGGAGUUGUUUGAAUGUGUCCUCUUCACUGCCAGUUUAGCCAAGUAUGCUGACCCCGUGGCAGACCUGCUGGACCAGUGGGGGGUGUUUCGUGCUCGGCUCUUCAGGGAAUCAUGUGUUUUCCACAGAGGAAAUUACGUCAAAGACCUCAGCCGGCUGGGCCGAGAGCUCCGGAAAGUCAUCAUUGUGGACAACUCGCCUGCCUCGUACAUCUUCCAUCCUGAAAAUGCAGUCCCGGUGCAGUCCUGGUUUGAUGACAUGACAGACACAGAGCUGUUGGAUCUGAUCCCCCUGUUUGAGGGUCUCAGUAAAGAGGAGGACGUUUACAGCCCCUUACAGGCCUUGAGGAACAGGUAGCAGAAAAGGCAGCACCCCAUCAGGUAGAUGUCUCACCUCUCUGCCACGGUCCCGCAGCCCGGCUUCUGUCCUCCAAUCAAAAGGGUGGCCAGUCUGAGCAUUUAAAGGCGAACUGGUUUUAAUCUGGAGAAAAGGACUCUGUGGAUUCUUGCCAUCUGUUGAUUCCUGGACUCUUUCUACAGGACUCCUACUGACAAAAGAUUAUAUUACUGUAUGUAUAUAGUAAAUGUUUCUAUGAGUAAGAUAUGCAGAAAAUAAUUUUUCUAUCAGAGAGAGGCAGUUUUACUAUUCUAUCAAGAUUCUGUCAGGUAAUAUUUUAGUUACUAAAAACAAUCAAAUUCACAGAUCAUAUUUUGUUGUUUUUUUUUCCAAGACUGUGUGAGCUUUAUUUUCUUUUGUGUGUUUUUGUUUUUUGUUCCAACAACUGUGAUUGACCUUCUCUUACAGAAUGAAGUGCCUUCAUUACUGUGCUUAUUUUGUUGUUUCGGGUUAUUGGGUUGGGAUCUCCAGAGACAUUG
Molecule: messenger RNA, 1271 nt
Organism: Poecilia latipinna (sailfin molly)
Lineage: Eukaryota; Metazoa; Chordata; Actinopteri; Cyprinodontiformes; Poeciliidae
Gene: ctdspla
Product: CTD (carboxy-terminal domain, RNA polymerase II, polypeptide A) small phosphatase-like a
Exons: 6
Molecular function (GO): RNA polymerase II CTD heptapeptide repeat phosphatase activity
Source: RefSeq, a predicted model, not a curated record